Molecule: messenger RNA, 393 nt
Organism: Glarea lozoyensis ATCC 20868
Lineage: Eukaryota; Fungi; Ascomycota; Leotiomycetes; Helotiales; Helotiaceae
Exons: 1
Coding region: 1-393 (130 amino acids)
Source: RefSeq, a predicted model, not a curated record
AUGUCCUCAGAACCCGAGACCCCCGUCAUGAUCGAGUGUCUGAAACGACAAGUCGACGCUCUAAGUGCACAGGUCGACGCUCUAAGUGCUGAAUUGGAGGCAGAAAAGGCCAGGAAUAAGGAGUUGGAGCAUAAGAAUUCUUGUUUGGAGCAUGUAGUUACGAUGCUACAGGAUCAUAUUCGAGGGAGAGAAAAGUGGGACGAGAUUUUGAAGAUUAGGGGAUGGGAUCAGGAGAAUAACGGCAAGAAGAAAAUAGAAGAAGAUAAAGAAGAAGAGCAGACAAAGGCAGACAGCGAGGAUGAUAGUGAGAGGAAUGUAGAAGAAGACAUGGGGGUUGACAUGAUGGAUGAGGGGGUUUGGCAGGGGCUCGAGAAGCUGGGGGGAAGUGAGUAA